AUGACAGGUAAGCUCACAAGAUGACUGAUGGGAGAUCCGGGACUUCAGAAAGGCGCCAUGUUUAUGGCAGGGCUGACUCUGUUGCAGUCUCUCCGUGUGGCUUUAACUGGAGCAAAGUUUGCACUUGAUAGAUUUAAAAUUCCUCAGCAGUAUGCCAGUUCGUUCAUUAACAUGGUCCAUAAUCCUAUGGAACUGGCAACGUUUACUGGGAUGGGUAUUAUGACCAGUCUGUCAUUUAUUGAUAACCUUAAGGACUGUUUCAGGUACUUUGCCAUAUUUACGAAUGUGACACUAUGUCUUUCCUUCAUUCUACUCCUCAUCGCAUUUAGAUCAGGAGGUCAAAUUGGAGAUCUUACCUUCUACUAUUGGACUAUUGUCUUUGUCUCAUUUAUCUAUGGAAUGAAUGUGGCAUGUGUAAUGAACGUUGGCAGUGCAAAUGCCGCCUUUUUCAAUGUGGGAAUCCCCCUUUCUGGUAUCCAAGUUUGCAUUUACUACUAUGUUUUUAAUAAGCUUGCUGAGAGGUAUAACUGGUCAAACGUUAGUUACUGGAUUAUAUUCUGGCAACUCAUAAUAGCAAUACUGAUUUCGGCUGCCUCUGCAAUAGUGUGGUCGGUUGCCUAUGGUACUUCUGAUAAUGGUGGUGGAGGCAGUGGAGCUGCUGGUCUAAAUGAAGCUCACAAGGCAAUUUCUCCAAUUCUUAUGGGAAUAGUUGGAAUGGGUGGUAUCUAUGCCUUCUAUCCUGCUAUUGCUCCUUACAAAUUGACAGAUGUUGGCACUGGUUACAAAAUUGAUCUUGUUGUUUUAUUUGUUAGCGCAGUGCCAGGCAUUAUUAUUGCAGCUUUAUGCGAAAAAGGUCAUGGUCCAAAUACUGAUUGGGCUGGUGAUGCAGCAUGGCAUGCUACUUGGAUUCUGGCAAUUCCACAUAUUACCGCAAUGGUAUUGUGCUUUGUUACACUUCAUUACCCUGGUAGUGGGCUAGAAAGUUCAAUUAAGAGCAGUGGAGCAUUUGUUGGACUCAUUACCAUUACGUUAAAGUUUUGUGAAGAAUGGCUAAAGGCUAUUUCUUACGCUGCAGCCGGUAAACAGAAUGGGGUGGCGCUAUAUCUUCUUUUAAUACAUUCACUUCACAAGGUUUAAUGAUUCUUUUGGCCUUUACUGGAGACGGCUACCUGAAGACUUAUUCCAAAUAUGAACAUGAUCGGAGUAAGUGGCCUACUAAGGAUUUUGGGUUCUUUAA
This is a messenger RNA of Theileria equi strain WA, 1237 nucleotides long. RefSeq lists its product as hypothetical. Bases 28 to 1137 code for a protein of 369 amino acids. The record is from RefSeq and is a predicted model, not a curated record. Lineage: Eukaryota; Apicomplexa; Aconoidasida; Piroplasmida; Theileriidae. The transcript is spliced from 2 exons.